Molecule: messenger RNA, 1413 nt
Organism: Funneliformis mosseae
Lineage: Eukaryota; Fungi; Glomeromycota; Glomeromycetes; Glomerales; Glomeraceae
Source: the annotation of a GenBank genome assembly
AUGGCUUCUUCCUUACCAAAUCUCUCUUGUUUAAGUGAGGAAGAAAAAAAAAUACUUAAUGACAACGGUCUAAACCUUCCCCUUUCUACCGAGACACCUCCAACAUUCGAUUAUGCUAAAUAUCGGCGUGUUCUUCACAUUGGCGGUUUAUAUCACCACUUGUGGUGGUGGUGUAACCUUCGAAGAGACGAAUGUAUAGGUGCAGAAGGUCGUUGGAUACUAACAGAAUUGCUUCUAAAACUUUUUAUAAGUCGUUGUCCCGCUAUAUAUCGAUUUUCUUGUGAUGCUACUUGCUUACUAGAGAAAUAUGAUAUUACAUCUUAUCCGGGGGCCGAGUCUUGCUUACCGCACAUUCGACGGUUAACUCUUACCGGGAAAAGAUUACGUAAAUAUUUUGAGAAAUUUUCCAUCUGUCAUGGUAUACGCCAAUUAAAGACAUAUCUACCUAUAUAUGAAUGGGAUACCGAAAAGCAAUGUAGAGAUAUUGAAAAGUUUGAAGCUGAAGCGGAAGGGUUGGUCGAUUUCAUUCAAGCCCAAAAUAAUUUGCAAGAUUUAGAACUUCAUGGGGAUUAUUAUGGUCAUGAUACUGGUGGUAGAAUCAUUCAAGCUUUGGAAAGUCAAGCAAAGUCAUUGGUGCGUUUAAAAUUGAGUUACGUUCGUUUUGAAGGUCAUCCACCAUUUUAUGGAAUCGGUGCUUGCAAGAAUUUGGAAAUAUUGGAAUUUGAUGGUUGUGAUGGAUUAACUAGUGAGAUGUGCGCCCCGUUGAUAACUUCAUCAUUACCUCGAUUAUCACAGCUUAAUAUUUCAAAUUCUGAUCUUCCUGUUGAUAUCGUGUCGGCAUUGUCGAGUAAUGCUAAUACAAGUUUGCUUGAAGUUACUUUGUGUUCCACGCAAAGUUCUGAAUAUUUAGUGCAAGUCAUUGAAGCCCUUGUAAGCCAUUGCCCGAAUAUCACCAAAUUUGAAUCAAAUCAGAUUCAUGGUACCGAAGAGGUAUCUGCGAUCUGUUCACUUUUGAGCAAUUCGCAGCAUCUUGAAAGCUUAUCUAUAUACGGAGCAAGCUUGGACGCCGAAAAAUUCUUACCCGCGAUAGGGCAAUCAAUACCUAAUAGUCUUCGGAGACUUUGUAUUUCAUCUGAAUGGCAGUUUACAACGACUGCAUUUGAAUCAUUUUUGGAACAUUGUAAAGCACCAUUGACCUGGUUAACGCUGUCCGGAUGUGAAUGUAUUACCGAUGAAUAUCUGGAGCUUGUAGUACAGUAUUUGGGAAAAACGUUACAAUAUCUUGGUGUAUAUCGUGCGGUAUAUACCAGGAUGGAAUCUUUUGAAAGAGUUAGGAAGGUUAUACCCGAGGUUAAUGCACCUGAAGAGGGUCAUUUAAGAUUUUAUCAAAGACGUUGUCAACGCGACGAUUGA